Molecule: messenger RNA, 2310 nt
Organism: Culex quinquefasciatus (southern house mosquito)
Lineage: Eukaryota; Metazoa; Arthropoda; Insecta; Diptera; Culicidae
Gene: HnRNP-K
Product: heterogeneous nuclear ribonucleoprotein K
Exons: 9
Coding region: 151-1527 (458 amino acids)
Biological process (GO): regulation of transcription by RNA polymerase II; regulation of mRNA splicing, via spliceosome
Cellular component (GO): cytoplasm; nucleus
Molecular function (GO): mRNA binding
Source: RefSeq, a predicted model, not a curated record
GUUGACUAUUUCCGGUGCAUCCAAAUGGAAGCUCAGUGCAUAACGUGGUAUCCAAUGGUGCUUUUUUAUUGUCUGUGAUUUCACCUACUGUUGCAAGAAUCAUAAGAAACUUAAAGUGUUAGCUCUCCAGUGUUGUGUUGUUGGCAGGACAUGUAUUUGAGAUUCAGCAUGAAGCGGGAAAAUGAAGAUAUCCCGGAGGGCGAGCUGCAGCAGCAGCAACAACAGUUGUUGGAGGACAUCGACGGCAAGGACCAGAAACCACCAGUCAAGCGGCCCCGAAGCGACGAAGAGGAAGUGCGCCUUCUGAUUCCAAGCAAGAUGGCUGGAGCUAUUAUUGGAAAAGGUGGACAUAACAUCCAAAAACUACGAACAGAGUUCCAAGCCCAAGUGAACGUUGGCGAUUGUACAGGCCCCGAACGCGUCAUUACCAUCGGCGCCGAUAUGGAAACAGUCACCAAAGUGGUUAAGGACAUCAUGAAGCAUUUGGAUAAGGCAGGAGAAAAUGAGUAUGAACUAAGGAUUCUCGUUCACCAGAGUCUCGCCGGUUGCGUUAUCGGACGGGGAGGCACCAAGAUCAAGGAGCUCAAAGACCAAAUCGGUUGCCGGUUAAAGAUUUUCUCCAACAUUGCCCCGCAAAGUACGGACCGGAUUGCGCAAGUCGUCGGUACCGAGGAUCAGUGCCUGAAGGCGCUGAACGACAUCAUCGGUCUGAUCAAGGGCACGCCGAUUAAAGGCCCGGUGCACAACUACGAUCCCCACAACUACGACGACGUGUACUCCGAGGAGUACGGUGGUUACGGUGCGGGAGGCGGUGGUGGCGGAGCUGCUGGUGCUGGAGCCGGAGGUGCUCCGGGUGGUGCCGGUGGUGGAUUCGGCCGCAACGGACGUAACAGCGGGGGCGGUGCCGGAGGAUUCGAAAGGCGCGAGCGGUUCGAUGAUCGUCGCGGAGGAGCCGCGGGAGGCAAUGGGGCAGGCCGCGGGUACGAUCGCGGAAAUGAUCGACGUGGCGGAGCGGGUGCUGCCGGCGGUGGCAGUGGAAUGAGAGAACGGGAGUUCAUCAACCCGUGGGCGCCAAACGUCAACGGUGGUCAGAUGGGCGGAGGAAACUUUGCUGGUGGAAACGGGCUUGGCAUGGGUGCGAUGGGCGCGAUGGGUGCCGCGGGUAACAUACCCGCCAUGAAUAGCAUGAGCAACAUGGGCAACGGAAAUAUGGCCGCGCCCUUCGGAGGAGGCAACGGUAACAUGGACAACAAAACCUCCACCCAGGUUACCAUUCCAAAAGAUUUGGCAGGAGCAAUCAUCGGCAAGGGAGGUGGCCGAAUCCGUCGCAUCCGGAACGAGUCCAACGCAUUCAUUCAGAUCGAUGAAGCUCUGCCAGGAUCAACAGAUCGGAUCAUUACCAUCACCGGAACAACCAAGGAGAUCCAAGCCGCGCAGUACAUGCUACAGCAAAGCGUUCGCGAAAAUCUUGCCAGCGGAGGUGGUGGUGGUGGCGGCGGCGGCGGCGGUGGAUUCAACCGUAAUUAAUCAUGCAUUUCACCACAACCAUUCAAAGAAAAGCAUCCUUGAGCAACCGAAAAGUUACGAAACGAUUCAUGUGCGUAUAGUGUUUGCGCAUGAAUUCUACCUACUAACAAACAAAAAAGAAGCCACCGGUCCCAAAAGAAAAAGGAAACAAAAACAUGUAGUAGAAAAAAGUAUAAAUUGUCACCUUGAUAAUGUUAUUUUGUCACUAUUUCAAACCGUAGCCAUAUUUAUACAAGCAUCAUCUUUGGAAACUUUUGUAAUUUUAUGAUAUUUCGACAUUUGAACUUUUUUUUUUUUGGAAAACAUUUUUGGUUGUAUUGAGUUAAUUAUAAUUUGUACAUUGAGUUUACUCAAUUAAAGUCAAUCAGUCAAGAAUUAAAAAACUUAAAGUUUUUUUACAAACCCACAUGGGCCAGUAAAUUUUCAACUGUAUUUUUAACAUAUUGUAAUUAACAACUGGAAAGCAUUGUGAGGUAUUUUUUAUAUCAGCCCAACAGAAAGUAAAGAUAAACUAAGCCAGCCCCAAACGUAUUAAAUAAAGGUACAACCACACCAAUGAACAAAACCAGUUAUAUUCUGCACCACCUACGAAUAGGUACAUGAAAUGUAAUUUACAUGAAGAAAGUUCGAUGUUCGAAUACGUUUAACAACGCGUCCCACUAUUAACAAAAGAUGAGAUAAAUUUCUUCUAAUGAAUGAGAAAGCGUUACGGUAUUGAAAUGGGUACAAUGUCUAAUAAAGUCUUAGUUUUAUCUUUUGGAUUCCACAAGAAGAAACAAUUUC